Messenger RNA from Penicillium subrubescens, 969 nucleotides. RefSeq lists its product as uncharacterized. The transcript has a single exon. The record is from RefSeq and is a predicted model, not a curated record. Lineage: Eukaryota; Fungi; Ascomycota; Eurotiomycetes; Eurotiales; Aspergillaceae. The coding region runs from base 1 to 969 and encodes 322 amino acids.
AUGAACGAAAGACUUGGAGUCAGUUCCGAUAUUGAGUCUGAUAAUAACAACCAGACGGGACUUGAUGCCCUUGAAUCGAGAACCAUAAAGCAGCAACGCCGACUUACCUCAGCCAAAGUUCUAUAUUGGUGGCCUAAAGGCACUGGUUCUCAGAUUUUUGUGCGAUAUAGAGACCGGAACACACCUAUUUAUCGGAUUCGAGCUGGGUCUCACGAGAGCUACAGUCCUCAUAUAGUCGAACGUGUCCUGACACAAACACGUGGCAACGCUAAAAUAUCCGGCACAAAAAAUGGCCUGCCAGAGGAAUUCUGGAAAUACAAACGCAAAGAUAUAGAGAACAUCCUUGGCGUUGGUUGGAAGAUCGAAGACGAUGAUGAAGAGGGCUUCAAUCCUCUUGAUCUACUACGGCCUGCAAAGGGUGCUUCCUAUCCACACACGCGCGCACUGGUGAAAUGGAAAGAUGGUGUGAUAACAUUGGAAGGACGUUCAUUCAUUCGUCGUAUUUCCACUAGCUCGUCACUAGACGGCGAUCGAAUGAUAUAUCAGAAAGCCGAAGAACUCGAGACAGCUUACCGUGAGCGACAUAGGCUAGAGGAUAUCGUCGAUGACGACUACGAUGAGGAAGACAGCGAUAUAGAAGUCAGUCAUGGUAGGAGAUAUCGGAGCGAGCCUGCGCGCUACUCAAAGUCGGCCAAGGGCAAGUCUAGAGGUCAUUACCGCCAUGAUUCUAGUGAAUACAGUGACUCUGAAAGCGAUGCAGUCGCGCAGUCACACAACAGCCGGUACAGGAGACACCGCAGUGAGCCCAGUCGCCGUCCAAGGGGGCCCACAGGCAGGGCAAAGUCGGCAACUCAGAAAGAUGACGCAUUGAUUAAGAAACUAGAAAGAGAGAUUCAGCGAUUAAAGGUAGGAAGGUCGGAGUCCCCCAGAGAUCACCGAAGAUCGCAUGGUCGUGAACGCACAAUUUAA